UGGCCUCUUCUCCCAAGCAACUAGUGAGAGGACGAGAGGACAUAAUCUUAAACUGCAGGUUUAGUUUGGACAUUAGAAAGACUUUCUUCAGAGAAAGGAUGAUUAGACAUUGGAAUGGACUGCCCAGGGAGGUGGCGAUUACAUGUGCACAUAUGAUGGUAUUUGGUCAUACGUUGGACUCGAUGAUCUCAGAGGUAGUUUCCAACCAAACUGAUUCUGUGACUCUGUGAUUCUACAGACAGCAGCAAAUUCUGGGCCUGGUUCUAGAGCAGGUUCAGUUUGGUCCACCAUGCAGUCCAAGGUUGUGAUGCUGAAAGUAAUCACAGGGUGACUUGGGCAUUGCCACAAUCUCUGGGAAAGACUGAGGUGCUGCUGGUCCGGGUGCUGUCUUGCUGCUGGAGGGAAAUGGCAAUGGCGCCCACAGACAGUUUGGCCUUUGGUGCUUCAGCCAUGGCACACAGAGAAGCAGGAACAGCAAGGGGGUAGCAGGUCAAUGACAAGUUGUCCAGGCAGAUCAGGGACCUGGGCAGACGAGGCAUGAGGGAGCAGGGAGCAGUGAUACAUGAGGGGAGAGAGCAAGAGCAAUACAGGUCAGAAUAGAGGGGUACCAGAGGGGUCUGAGAGAACCAAGAGGUGGUUGGAUGAUCACUUGAGCCCCUCGGGGUGCACAUGCCCUGGACUGGACUGUGUGGAGAAGUGUGCACAGCAUCUGUCCAUCCUGCCUGAAUCUUGUUAACAUUGUUGAGAACUUCACUUUCAUAAGGUCUAAAAUUCUCUGCAUUUUAGAGAGAGCAGAAGGACUGUCUGGAGUGUAUGGGCUCUUCUUUCCUGGAAUGUAAAGAAAACCUCGGCUCUGCAGCUGGAGUGCAGGGGGCUUCAUUCCUUAGUGAAAGCAGAGAAGGGAAAUGCAGAUGUCACAGCUGGGACAGGAGAUUUAUCUUGGCAAGCAAAGAGGAAAAAUACUUUCAAAAAGAAAAGAGAAAACUCAGAAGAAUCCACUCCCCAUCUUCACUGCCUGCCAGCACGAGCAGAACCUCCAACCUGCAAAGGCCUUUCGUCUCCUGGGCCUGGGCUGCCGCCCAGCUGGAUUAGCCCCUCACUGCUUUCUCUUUGGAGUGAGACCAUUGUGAUGGGACCAGAAAGGCUGUGAGAACUAGGCUGAUCCUGAAGAGAGGCUGUUUCCAAACAACUCAGCUGGAGGUGGGAAAGGAAAAGUCACAGUCAAAGGAUGGAAGCAUGAAAAGGAAAAGGAGGGACAGAGGCAGCCAGGAUGACUACAGAGAAGUGGAUCCAGGGAGAGGAAAUCAUCCCCUCCUCAUCCAUGCAGAGUGCCCCUGGGCUACAGGAGUGACACCUUAAGGUGUUCCAUGCACAACCAGGCAGGGGAGAAGGCUUAGUGCCUCAGUCUCUGCUUGGGGCCUCCAGAGGUCAACACCAGCUCUGGGUGGGGAGAAACGUACAGUUUGCAUUUGGAUGUCUGAAUGCCUUACAUUAGCUCCCAAGAUAACUGUUGUACAACAGGAAAGGGUGUUCAAAUGAGAAGUGCACGCACGCACAUACAGUGUGCUAUUUAGACAACCCUAAGCAUGAGCAUUUCUCAGAGAACCUGGAUCACUUCUCUGACAACAUGGAGGAUUUCUCCAAUGACCUCUUCAGCAGUUUCUUCGAUGACCCAGUACUGGCUGAGAAGAAUCCACUGCUGGACAUGGACCUGGAUCCACCCACUCCAGGCAUCCAGGCAGAGCACAGCUAUUCCCUCAGUGGAGACUCUGCUCCCCAGAGUCCCCUUGUGCCUGUCAAGGCUGAAGAUAAUACUAAUGAGCUGGAGAAUGGAGUGUGGUCGCUGGGGCCCAAGCUCUGCUCCAUCAUGGUGAAACAGGAACAGAACCUGGCUCUAGACCUGCCUGAGUCCCAGCUAGCUGCCAGCUCCAUACCAGUGCUGAACCUCAACCCUCUGCAGAGACUGCCAGUCCCCGAGGAGAUUCCCAUAGAAAUGACUCCAGCACCUGUGAUCAAAGCUGAACCCAAAGAGGUGAACCAGUUUCUAAAUGUUCCUACAGUAGAUGACCUGGUGCAGAUGCCUCCAACUCCACCCAGCAGCCAUGGCAGUGACAGCGAUGGAUCUCAGAGCCCUCGGUCCCUGCCUCCCUCCAGCCCAGCCCGGCCUGCUGCUCGCUCUUCUACUGCCAUCUCCUCCUCACCUCUCCUCACAGCACCACAUAAGUUACAAGGAACGUCUGGCCCGCUGCUCUUGACUGAAGAGGAGAAGCGCACCUUGAUUGCCGAGGGUUACCCCAUUCCUACCAAGCUGCCCCUCACCAAAGCAGAGGAGAAAGCACUGAAGAGAGUCAGGAGGAAAAUCAAGAACAAGAUCUCUGCUCAGGAGAGUCGUAGGAAGAAGAAAGAGUAUGUGGAGUGUCUAGAGAAAAAGGUCGAGACAUACACAACAGAAAACAAUGAACUCUGGAAAAAAGUGGAGACCUUAGAAAAUGCAAACAGGACUCUGCUCCAGCAGUUACAGAAGCUGCAGGCUCUGGUAGCUGGGAAAGUCUCCAGACCUUAUAAAAUGGCUUCCACGCAGACUGGGACCUGUCUAAUGGUGCUGGCACUCUGCUUCGUUCUGAUCCUGGGAUCCCUGAUGCCCUGUCUCCCUGAGUUCUCCUCAGCAUCACAGACAGUGAAAGCAACACCAGCACCAGACAUUUACACAACUAGUAAGAUUCAGUCACGGAGCCUUCUUUUCUAUGAUGAGGGUGCUGGCUCCUUAGAAGAGAGCUAUAGCUCCUUCCUAACCAUGGACCAUCCUGAGGGGUGGGAGGCUGAAAAAAGGCAAUCUGAGGAGGGAAGGCCUCAUCUGGCCAGGACACAUGAGACAGCCAAAUAUUUGAGCAAAACCCAGCUGGAGGGUCCUGACCAGAACCGAACUGACACAACUCUCACCCACCUCAAAGAGCAAUUCCAUAAGAGGGAGACAAGCUCCAGUGAGACAACUGAAUUCUUGUAGCAGCUGCUGGACCUCAAGGCCUCAUUUGUCAGAUUGCAGGAUUCCCUCCUCAGCAAGCAACUGAGGGGACUUGGCAGGAGAGGACACUGCGUUCAGACACUAGUAAACUGGCCUUGGGUUCA
Neopelma chrysocephalum (saffron-crested tyrant-manakin) is the source of this 3126-nucleotide messenger RNA. RefSeq names its product cAMP responsive element binding protein 3 like 1 (gene CREB3L1). The record is from RefSeq and is a predicted model, not a curated record. The transcript has 12 exons. The coding region runs from base 1628 to 3004 and encodes 458 amino acids. Gene Ontology annotation, molecular function: DNA-binding transcription factor activity, RNA polymerase II-specific; cAMP response element binding. Gene Ontology annotation, biological process: regulation of transcription by RNA polymerase II. NCBI's taxonomy places the organism in Eukaryota, Metazoa, Chordata, Aves, Passeriformes, Pipridae.